Messenger RNA from Mesorhabditis spiculigera, 1770 nucleotides. The record is from the annotation of a GenBank genome assembly. NCBI's taxonomy places the organism in Eukaryota, Metazoa, Nematoda, Chromadorea, Rhabditida, Rhabditidae.
AUGGACUACUAUAGACCGCAGCCACAGGAUUUCCAGCAGUACCCAACCCCGCAACACUACUCUACUGGAAUUGCCCCCGGUCAAAAUCAUGCCCAACCAACGGCCACUCAUUCUUCUCAUUGGAAUAAUGACUACAACGCUGUCGCUCAGCAAAGCGCCUCUGCCAAUACUCAACCACGUCGUCCACCACAGCAGAAUAACACGACCUACGCCUACCGUCCGCCACCCCAACUCCAAGCCGAUCCAAGUGGCACUGCUGCUCUAACGAUGGGAAGAACUGGACAGACCCCGAUGAUGGCUCAGGGACCUCAGGGACCCCCGCUACCGCCACAGUUGCAAGAGCUGCCCCUCCGCAUGGUGGUCGAGGCGAAGUAUGUUGGAGCGAUCAUCGGCCAGGGUGGUGGCAAUAUCCGCGAGAUCAGCAAGGACAGCAAGGCCCGUUGUGUUGUUGAUGUUCAGAGGGCGAUGAGGGAUCAGGAUGGGAUUAUUGAGAAGGUGAUCUCCAUCGGCGGACAACCCGAAAACUGCACAAAGGCCUGCAUGAAGGUGCUCGAAGUCAUCCAGCGUGAGCUCGAGAAGGAGGAGCCGGAGAAGACAAACGGCGAGGUGACGCUCAAACUUCGUGCUCACAACCAGCUCGUCGGGCGUCUCAUCGGAAAACAGGGAUCCACCAUUAAGAAGAUUAUGCAGGACACGAAUUCGACGAUUUUUGUGUCGAACUCUGAGCCAGCCUCCCAAAUGUCGGCCUCAAUGCCGCCAAUGUUCGACCUCCUCCAAAUGGAGCGCACAAUCACAGUUCGUGCUCCCACCAUCCAAGACGUCUCAAAUGCCGAGCAGCGCAUCAGCGCCAAGCUCCGUCAAAGCUUUGAGAUUGAUAUUGCCAAUCGGCUGCAACAAUUCCCCGGCGGCUACCCGAUGCCUGGCAUGCUUCCAUCAAUGGUCAAUCCAAUCGGUGAUGCCUAUGCAAUGUCUGGAAUGAAUCUACGCAACAAUCUACAAGGCAACAUCACCAAGACCGUCCGCAUGUAUGUGCCGAAUAAUAUGGUUGGAGCGAUUAUUGGGACCAAGGGCUCCAACAUCCGCCAAAUCAUGCGCAACAGCGGCGCCCAAGUCAAAAUCGACGGCGGUGAGCGGAGAAUAAAGGAGGGGAUGGACCCGGAGGAGAUUGAGCGCGAGAAGGAGCGCGAGAGGGAGGAGCGCGAGAAAAAUCCAGAGGAAGAGCGUCUCGUUACAAUUACCGGAAAUGACAGUCAACAAUGUCGAGCUCAAUUCUGGAUCUAUCAACGUGUCGCCGAGCAGACGAGCCAUAAUAUCGAGGAUGUUAAACUCCGGACCGAGAUCCAAGUUCCGGCCAAGCUUGUCGGCCGAAUUAUCGGCAAGGGCGGCCAGAACGUGCGUGAGCUUCAGAGGAUUACCGGCGCUCAGGUGGAUAUUGUAAAAAUCCCGGAUGAAAAUGAGGAGGGAGCUGCUGCCGGAGGAGCUGGAGCUGCCGAAAAUCCGACCCCGGCCGAGGGCGAAGACUCGGGCUCGAAUGCCCCGACCCCUGUCGUUAGGAAAGAAUCUGGCGACGACGAGAGCUGCGUGCGUAUCGUGGCCAACUUCCAGUCGUCGAUCUCGGUCCAGUUGCGGAUCUCGCACGUUUGCGCCGAGUUCCAGCGCCUCUCCAAUCUCAACGACCGCCGGGAGCGUUAUAAUAAGGAUGAUAGAGAUGAGGACAGCGAGCAGCCCGAGGCCGAGAACGUCUCCACCGAAUCGCCGGAAGCCACGGAA